Messenger RNA from Exophiala mesophila, 1008 nucleotides. RefSeq lists its product as uncharacterized. The transcript has a single exon. The coding region runs from base 1 to 1008 and encodes 335 amino acids. Lineage: Eukaryota; Fungi; Ascomycota; Eurotiomycetes; Chaetothyriales; Herpotrichiellaceae. The record is from RefSeq and is a predicted model, not a curated record.
AUGACUACUCGUUACGCAGAAUCCCACAAGCCCGAAAACAGAAAUGGACCAGGUGACUCGCGUCCAACGGCCUUGCAGAUCGUCAAAGACAAUGACCUUGAGGGCAAGCUCACCGACAAGGUUGCCUUCGUCACUGGGACCUCCUCUGGGAUCGGUAUCGAAACGGUUCGCGCCUUGAAAGCUACCGGGGCCAAAGUGUAUGCUGCUGUUCGCAACCUGGAAAAAGGCCGCAAGGCAUUGGCCGACUACCUCGAGCCUGGACACGUCGAACUGAUUCUUCUCGACACCUCGUCGUUCGAUUCGGUCAGAACCGCUGUCAAAGAAUUCCUCUCGAAGGAAUCCAAGCUUCAUCUUUUGAUCAACAACGCGGGUAUCAUGGCCCUUCCCGAACUUACCCUUACUGCGGAUGGACAAGAAGCCCAGUUCCAAACAAACCAUCUAGGCCACUUCCUCCUCUUCCAACUCCUCAAGCCCACUCUACUGGCCUCCUCGACCCCAGAUUUCCACUCUCGCGUGGUCAACGUUAGCUCAACUGGCCAUAGAGUGUGUGGGGUUCACUUUGACGACCUAAGCCUCAGCAAGCCCGGUGCCUAUCAACCGUUUGUCGGUUAUGGCCAAUCCAAGACUGCCAAUAUCUACAUGGCAAAUGAGAUUGAGCGACGAUACGGUGGCCAGGGCCUGCACGGCUGGUCUCUCCAUCCUGGUGGAUUCAAUUCUGGUCUUCAGGUACACCAAGACUUUGGCGAUCUCAUCAACGUCCCAGAAGUUAGACGUUAUCUGAAAUCUCUCGAACAAGGAGCUUCCACCACACUUGUGGCGGCACUGGACAAGGAGCUAGAAGGCAAGGGCGGCAAGUUUCUUCAGGACACUCAGGUCGCUCCCCCAGUAGAUCCUGAGGUGGAACAACUGUCCAUUGCACCGGGAUAUGCUGCUUGGGCCUAUGACGUUGAGUCAGCCAAGAAGUUGUGGGAGGUUAGCAACGAGAUUGUUGGUGUGAAUGACGAUUAG